AUGUAUCGGUUUGCUUCAAGCCUCGCAUCCAAAGCUCGAGUUGCUAGGAACUGCUCCAAGCAGAUUGGUGGUACGUUGAGUUGGAGUAGAAAUUAUGCAGCCAAAGACAUAAAAUUUGGAGUGGAGGCCCGAGCCCUCAUGCUCAAUGGUGUCGAAGAUCUUGCCGAUGCUGUCAAAGUCACCAUGGGCCCUAAGGGGCGUAAUGUGGUUAUUGAACAAAGCUUUGGUGCACCCAAAGUAACAAAAGAUGGUGUAACUGUUGCAAAAAGUAUAGAGUUCAAGGAUAAAAUCAAGAAUGUUGGUGCUAGCCUGGUGAAACAGGUUGCUAAUGCCACCAAUGAUGCAGCGGGUGACGGCACUACUUGUGCUACAAUCCUGACCAGAGCUAUUUACACCGAAGGGUGCAAGUCAGUUGCUGCUGGGAUGAAUGCAAUGGACUUGCGACGCGGUAUUACUAUGGCAGUUGAUUCUGUGGUAACAAACUUGAAGAGCAGAGCAAGAAUGAUCAGCACUUCUGAAGAGAUAGCACAGGUUGGAACAAUAUCUGCAAAUGGAGACAGAGAAAUUGGUGAGUUGAUUGCAAAGGCCAUGGAGAAGGUUGGCAAAGAGGGUGUAAUCACAAUCUCGGAUGGGAAAACAUUGGACAAUGAGUUGGAGGUUGUUGAGGGAAUGAAGCUAGACAGGGGCUACAUAUCCCCUUAUUUCAUCACCAACCAGAAAAAUCAGAAAUGUGAAUUGGAAAAUCCCCUAAUCGUAAUCCAUGAGAAGAAAAUCUCAAGUAUUAAUGCUGUGGUGAAAAUUUUGGAGUUGGCUUUGCAGAAGCAAAGGCCUUUGCUGAUUGUUGCCGAAGAUGUGGAGAGUGAAGCACUGGCAACCCUUAUUCUAAAUAAGCUUCGUGCUGGAAUCAAGGUCUGUGCAAUCAAAGCCCCUGGUUUUGGUGAAAAUAGGAAAUCCAGUCUCCAGGAUCUUGCCGUUCUCACUGGGGGUUCUCUUAUUACUGAGGAGCUUGGUCUGAAUCUUGACAAAGUGGAAUUGGAUAUGCUCGGCACUUGCAAAAAGGUCACAAUUUCAAAAGAUGACACUGUAAUUCUUGACGGUGCUGGUGACAAGAAGGCUAUUGAUGAAAGAUCUGAACAGAUUAGAUCGGCCAUUGAAUUAAGUACUUCCGAUUAUGACAAGGAAAAGUUACAGGAGAGACUGGCAAAGCUCUCUGGUGGUGUUGCUGUUUUGAAGAUUGGAGGAGCUAGCGAAACUGAAGUUGGUGAGAAGAAGGAUAGAGUUACUGAUGCCUUAAAUGCCACCAAGGCAGCUGUUGAAGAGGGUAUAGUACCAGGUGGUGGCGUUGCUCUUCUUUAUGCAUCGAAAGAGUUGGAAAAGCUCCCGACUGCUAACUUUGACCAGAAGAUUGGAGUUCAGAUUAUUCAGAAUGCUCUGAAGGCACCUGUCCAUACAAUUGCUUCUAAUGCUGGAGUGGAGGGAGCUGUUGUUGUUGGUAAGCUAUUGGAGCAAGAUAACCCUGAUCUUGGCUACGAUGCAGCUAAAGGUGAAUAUGUUGAUAUGGUAAAGUCUGGAAUAAUAGACCCAUUGAAAGUAAUUAGAACUGCUUUAGUCGAUGCUGCAAGCGUGUCGUCUUUGCUGACAACUACUGAAGCUGUUGUAGUUGAACUUCCCAGUGAUAAGGAGACUCCAGCAAUGGGUGGUGGCAUGGGUGGAAUGGAUUAUUGA
Prunus armeniaca (apricot) is the source of this 1725-nucleotide messenger RNA. NCBI's taxonomy places the organism in Eukaryota, Viridiplantae, Streptophyta, Magnoliopsida, Rosales, Rosaceae. The record is from the annotation of a GenBank genome assembly.